Molecule: messenger RNA, 1384 nt
Organism: Prunus persica (peach)
Lineage: Eukaryota; Viridiplantae; Streptophyta; Magnoliopsida; Rosales; Rosaceae
Product: transcription factor MYB111
Exons: 3
Coding region: 33-1166 (377 amino acids)
Source: RefSeq, a predicted model, not a curated record
UGCCUUGCCUCUCUUUCAAUUCUCAUAGAGAGAUGGGAAGAGCACCAUGCUGUGAGAAACUUGGGCUCAAAAGAGGAAGAUGGACAGCUGAAGAAGACGAAAUCUUGACCAACUACAUUCAACUUCAUGGAGAAGGCUCUUGGAGAUCUUUACCCAAUAAUGCAGGAUUGCUGAGGUGUGGGAAAAGUUGCAGACUGAGGUGGAUAAAUUAUCUGAGGGCUGACUUGAAGAGAGGGAACAUCACUGCUGAGGAGGAAGAAACCAUUGUUAAGUUACACACUGCUUUGGGUAAUAGGUGGUCAUUCAUAGCCGCUCAUUUACCAGGAAGAACAGACAACGAGAUAAAGAACUACUGGAACUCUCAUUUGAGUAGAAAAAUUUACACCUUUACCAAUCUGGGAAACGAUUAUCUGCCCACCAUUACGAAUGUUGGGAAGAAGACAGCUGCUUCAUUCAAGGACCGUAGAGCUGCUGCUCGAGCAAACAGAUCAUCUAUCAUGAACAAGAACAAGAAUGUAUUGGCCCCAUCUCCCCAGAGAUCACAAGCAAAGCCUCAGCAGAGUGGUACCAAUAUUGCUGAUCAUGUAGUGCUUCAACUUGAGCCAUCAGCCAGGGAAAACCAGAAAGGAGAUGAGGCAAUAAGAAUGUUGGGUUUGAAAGGUUCUUGUUUGGACAGUACAGAAAGGAUUAAUUUGGACCAUUGUGGUGAUCAGAAAGAGGGUGCAGAAUUAUGCCUUGGGAAUAAAGUAAACAUUACUAGUUCAACUGUUUUAAGUGGAGAUAAUAAUGGAGAAAAGGAGGUCUUGGGUCUAUGUGAAUGUGUAGAAAGUGAAAUUAGGGGGCUUGAGAGUGGGGUUGUGGAUCCAAGUGGGAAUGUUGGAUUUAAGGAGCAGAGGGAAGAUGGGAUCAUCAUGGAGGGUAGUAUUACAGAUGAAGUGACCAAGAGUGAGGGUAGGAAGAGUACAAGUCUCUGGAGCUCAAAUGCAGAAAGUGGCAGUGGAGAGUUGUACUCUUUCUCAUCAUCAAUGAAUUCAACCUUUGAUGAUGAAUGGCUCAGUUGGGGUUGGGCAGGUGGCUUUGAGUGUCACAAUGAAUUGGAAUUAUGGGAUGAAGGGGAGAGGAUAGCUUGGUUAUGGGAAAGUGGAAGUACUGGUGAAGGACACUAAUGUUGCUGAUACAAAAAUGUGGAGAGCAAAAUUUUAUGUCUGAAUCUUGAUUCUUCUACAAACUAUCUUCAUACAAAAUUGUUCUGGUAGUUGAUUUUGUGCAUAAGAAAAGAAAGAUUGUACAAGAAUCAUUAUUCAAAUGUUCAAGGUGAGUUGAGUUAGAAAUUACUUUAAAAAACUGUAAAAAACAAAAAUGCUGGAAUCAUUUGCAAUAAUAA